Messenger RNA from Puntigrus tetrazona (Sumatra barb), 8684 nucleotides. RefSeq names its product SH3 domain and tetratricopeptide repeats 2 (gene sh3tc2). The transcript is spliced from 18 exons. Bases 2028 to 6329 code for a protein of 1433 amino acids. Gene Ontology annotation, cellular component: recycling endosome. Lineage: Eukaryota; Metazoa; Chordata; Actinopteri; Cypriniformes; Cyprinidae. Gene Ontology annotation, biological process: regulation of intracellular protein transport; regulation of ERBB signaling pathway. Gene Ontology annotation, molecular function: protein binding. The record is from RefSeq and is a predicted model, not a curated record.
CUCUCUCUCUCUUUCAGUGUGCAAGUGAGCGUGUACUAGCUGUGUUAAUAUAUAUCAAGGUUUGAAUAGAAGUAGGACAAGUGGUUGAGAUGUAGUAUAUUUACUUUUUAACUAGUUACUGAGACUCCUGGUUGUCUCUACAUAUGUUUUAAGCAGUAUACUAGUAGUAUUUCAAUGACUCUGUCUAUUAAAAUGUAGAACACUUGUAUUUUUUUUAUAACAAUUUACCAGGUUUUUCAUUAAGUAUAGAUUCUAAGAACUUGUUUUUUGUUCAGUUUAAUAGUACCAGCAUGUGCUGCUUGGGCUUAGGCGCCAUUCUAAACUUAGAGUCUAAACCCUAUACUCAGGUUACAAAUCUACCCCGUUCUUUUCACCACACAUUGAGCCAGUAACCCAAAGAAACACAGCUAACGCCACCAUCUCAGACGGAUAGGGCAGUUUAACCUCUUUAUAUCACAUUUAACAGACAAUGUGCUGCCAAGCUACAACAGUUCAAGCUACUUUUAAAACAUUGUAUGCAUAGUUGUAAGCACUGACAUGUGCACAAAUAAAUUUGUGUUUGGGCUAACUUGUAAUUGGUAACUUGUGUUGUUAUAACAAGUUAGCCCAAACACAAAUUUUGACCUGCGGAUAAACAAACAUUCACAACAAGAAAAUGCAUUCAACUGUAUUUAAUCUUUUAUUUUAAGAGAUCAUAAUAAGAAAAGAUAUCAGAUAAAUAUAUAAAAGAAAUGUCCUCAAGUAGUAAAGUCAAUGUAUUAUUCACACACUGGGUAUUCCCACAGCAAAACACUUGACUGUAGUGUUGAAGACUCAGAGAGAUGCUGUAUAAGAGUUAUGUUGAAAAAUGCCUCCUGGCUGUUUAAAGCUGCUCACAAGAUCUCCACAGAUUCAAUUAGAAUCUGACUGGGUUCUCUCUUUACAAAACAUUAAGAUGAGCAAGAUUAUUCUGUAUAGAUAAAUACCCUCUUUGUUAAGCCCCAAGACAGAGACAGUAAUGGUGACAGUGAAACACAUUUAAUGUAGUUUAAACAAUCAGACAGCACAUUAAAAAAAGAUUCAUCAGUGAGAUUUGAGAACGCGAUAUAAUGCAAGGAUAUAGCAGAGGUUACAUUCUAAAAGACUGAUUCUUUGCAUUCUUACUGAAAACUGAUUCUUACUGAAAACUCAGUAUUGCUCAGUUAACACAAUUGCCCUACAAAUCAGUUUCCAACCGGGAGACCAGCAAACUUCUAAGAGAGCAGUGAAAGGAGCAUAAAAUGGUAAACUGAUUAUUCUUCCUCUCAACAUCUGAUGAUGUAAAACGUUUGCCAAAUUCAGAGAUUAUUCUUCAUUCUUGCUUUAAAAAGCUUACAGAGUAGAUGAACAGACCAGGCAGCAAGUUUGUCCUAAAGAAUGUCUUAAUUUUCUAGGAUAAUAAACAAGUUUGGUACAUAUUUAUUUAUUUGAUUCUAUUAAAUGAGCAAUACAUUAAAAUCAUUAUGAGCGAGUAGUAUUUACUCCUCAUUACAUUCAGUCUAUCUUUGCACUGAUAGAAACCUUAACCUUAAGAGUGGUGCAAUUUUCUGAGAGCCAGACAUGUUAGAAUGGCCAACCUCGAGCUAUCCCCCCUAAUAUUAUGUCUAGUACAAAAGUGAAAUUUAGUUCCAGCAAAUAAAAACAAUGCUUACUUGCUAUAAGCAAUGGCCUUUAAUUCAGUGGGCCUUUUGUCCCCGGAUGCCAGCGAUGUGAGAAUGCUGCUGCUCACUUUCCACAAGAACCCCUGGCACAGAGAGGCACUGACCAGCCCACACAAACAUGCCAGCAGUGCUUCAGCGUGCUUCACUCAUCUGCCGAGUGGACGCAGAGAGGAAAGGGGAGAGUACAGAAUAGAUGGAAGUUAGAAAUGAGCAGUAGAGAGAGUGCGGUUUAUGCAGGAGACGAAAAUGGAAAGGAAGAGAGAGGGAGAGGAGUGACUCCAUCGAUAAGUGGAUCUAUCGUCAAGCGGGGCAGUACUGAACCUGAGAUUGAAGCUGGCCGUGUACGUCAUGGCAUGCUGCUGCUGCUGCUGUCCGAUUCCGUGCCUCAGAAACUGCUUCUUGUUUUCAGCGAUAUCACCCGCUGAGUUUGAUGCCUUAUGGAAUGACCCUCCAUACGCUUUAGCAGCCGUCAGUGAGCUCUUUUCGCCCAAUGACGCCAUGACAGCUGAUGAGGAAGCAGAGGCUGAGGCCGAGGUGGAGGCAGAAGGCAUAAGCAGAGAGAUUUACUGGAGGAGGAAGGAAACAUUCAGCGGAAGCAGCACAGUAUCUUCAGCAGGAGAACGCUUCUCUCCAGAUGUCAUUUUGUUGUUUAGCGGUAAGCGACGAUCUGGUGUAACACCUGACGGUGAGCUUCAGGAGGCAUUACGAACCAGACUCCGAGUAGUUGAAAGCAACAGCCAGGAUGUUGUGCAACUCUUCAAGGAUCUGUCUGCAAGACUAGUGUCUGUUCAUGCUGAGAAAGACAGCUUUGUCAUCACCUUUAAGACUGUCGAGGAAAUUUGGAAGUUCUCUACCUACCUGGCACUCGGAUAUGUAGCAAGAUGUCUUGAGAACUUUCUCUGUGACCAGUCAUUCUGGCUGGACCCUGCAUUGCUAAGUGAUGUGGAGAUCUGUGUAACAGUGGAUGAAGACCACUUGGCUACACUCUAUUUAGGACUCCUGCUACAGGAAGGUGCAUUCUUUGCCAAGACUUUAUACAACAGUGAUUGCAAAGAGGAGGAAGAAGAGCUGACCUACAAGAGGAAUGACCUGGUGAUGGUUAAAGACAUAGGACAAGAGGCUGUAUGGGAGGGUACACUGUUGUCUACGGGCCAACAUGGUCUAGUGCCUGUGCAUGAUAUGCAGCCUCUGCCUUAUCCAUUUUAUCAGUGGUUCCUUAAGAAAUAUCCUGGAAAUGCCGGAGGGAUUCCAGUUACAGAAGGCCUCUUCAAUCAUCCUGCUGUGGUGGGGACUUGUGUAGCAGUGGUGGACCAUUACCCAGUGGUUAAAGAUGAGUUGCACUUAUGCAAGGGAGACAUAAUUAAGAUUGAGGGAUUUCUUUUCAAUACUCUGAACAUGUUCAUAGGAAGACACCUCACCAGUGGAGAGAUAGGAUUUGUUCACAAGGCCAGUGUAAAACCUCAGAGUAUUGAGCCUCUUGAUGGACAAUUGGUCUUUCUCAGUGAGGAGGAAAGGGCGGCCCUGUCUAAACUUAACCCCUGCUUUGAGCCCAGCCAGUCUGAUGUACUUGAAAAUCUCUUCUCCACAGACAUAAGCACUGUGUAUAGACUGGAUAGACUUGAUGACUCUGAUUUCACUUACAUAAGAAAUCAUCCAAAGUCAGAGCAGAAAUCUUCAGUGGAUCAAAGAAAAAGCACCAUAUCUGAGAAAAGUGAUGCAACUCCCUACCACUCGUCCCCACGGCAGUCAUUCUGUGCUUCUCGGAAUAAUCUGGACCGGGACUCUGAGGUCUUCUCCUUCAGCCUGGAGGACACCUUUAGAGAAAUGGAUGAAUAUGAGGAAGACCCUCCAAAUUUCAUGGAUGAGGGUAUCUGGGAGGCUGAUGAAGCCGAAAGAUGUGACCCAAUCUUGACCCUUCUAAAUUUGGAAUAUUUCCAGGACACAUUUCAAACUCUUUACGACCUCUCCUACUCUUUCCUGGACACUUUCUUCCAUGGCCUUCCAGAGGAAGAGGUGCUUCAACAUUUGGAAAACUUGCGAGAAGGAGCUAAGAAAGGCAGGAUGCUCUGGGCCCACCGGCGAGCCUGCUUCCUUCUUGGUCGGCUAUGUGCCAAGAAAUUGAAGUACUCACAAGCACGAGUGUACUUUGAGGAGGCUCUAAAGGUCCCUGUAAAUGGUUUUGAUGACAAACCUCUUUUGAUUGCCCUGUAUUCCAAUCUCACUGCUGUUUACCUCAAACAGAAGAUGAUGGACAAGCUACCAUUAACCCUAGAUAAGGCAAGUGCUCUAAUUACGUGCCUUCCUUGUCACAACUUCUGUUCUGUGGAUGAGUUUGAGCUGCUCAAACCAAUCAUGCGCAAAGCCAUAAUUGAAAAAGACAAGUACCUAGAAGCACGGACGUGCUACCUCUCUCUCUGUCUCUUUCUCCGUCUGAGAAAAAUAGAGGAUGCAUUACCUUUUGUAGAGAGACUUCAGUUCCUUACCAUAACUAUGUCUGCGGAAGAAGGGAGGCCAGUUGCCCCUGUUGAUCUCAACUGGAUGUUGUGCAGGCUUUAUCAUAAAAAGUAUUUGCCCUACCUCACGCUAGCUUCUUUAAGUUUAGACUCAGGGCAAGAGCAUUCCUUGGAUGAUGCAUUCCAGAAAAUUGAACUCUUUAUCAAAAACUCAGUUAGGCUUAAUCCUCACUGGAAGGAAAGUACUUCAGUGCUUCCGGCACAGGUGGUGGUCUACCUUCAACAGGCCUUGUCAAUAGCUAGUCAAGGGGAAGACUUUAAGACUCAGAGGGACCUGUGCCUAUGCCUGGCUAGUGUUUACCAGCAGCAUGGAGCUUUAGAGAAGGCCGUGCCCUUUGCCCAACAAGCAGCACAGACUGGAAGUCAAAUUAAUGAAGAGGAGGGCUUUGAGGCAUCUGUACUGCUGGCCUGGCUAUUGGUGCUAACGGAGGAACCCAUGCAAGCUCAGAAUACUCUGCAACCUAUGCUUAAGUCUUUGGAUAAAACAGACAGUCCAACACAGCGUGGUGUAGUGUACAACCUCCUAGCCUUAUGCCUCCGGAAACAGGGCAGAGUCCAGGAGGCAACAAGAAACUUUUAUUGCGCUCUGCAGAUCUCCAGAGAGAAUGGAAACAAGCGUAAUGAAGCACUAGCAUUGGCUAACUUGGGCUGCUUGUCUCUAUCUGUUGGGGCUUCGGGCCUAGCAGAGUGUUUUUUGCUCAAUUCCCUGCACCUAUUCCAGUUUCUCUCAGAGAGCCCAGCAGAUCAGGAGCAUGUCCAGGCUUUGCUUUGGCUUGGCAGGAGCUACAAGGAUAGGGGAGGGAGUCAGGAAGUCAGAAUAUGCUUUGAAAUGGGCCUCCUUAUUGCUAUUAGUGCCAACAAUCUGCAUAGUCAAAUGGCUGUGGCAAAAGUUCUAAGUCAGCAUUACGCUGACUUGCUGCUGUAUGGACAGUGUAUUGUUUACUAUGAGCACUGCGUAGGGCUGUGCAGAAUGCUAAAGAAUAAACAGCUGGAAGGAGAGUACCUGGAACUUCUCAGCAACCUCUAUCUCUCACUCAACACUGAGAAGUCAUCAAGGAAGUCUCUUGAUUAUUCAAAGCAAAGUUUAAGGAUCUCCAUAGACUUGGGGAAAAAACAGGAAGAGUCUGAGACAUGGCUUCAAGUGGGCCGUAUCUACUAUCUUAUCCAUGAAGAUGAACUGGCUGACAUGUACCUACAGGCUGCAGUAAAGACAGCCCUGAGGAUGAAUGACCCAUGCUUUGCUAUGAGUAUUUAUGAGGAAGCAGGAGAUGUGUUCUUCAAAGGACACAGAAAUCAACUGGCUGCACUACCAUUUUACAGGGAUGGGAGUUUGCCAUUUGCACGCAGCAUAAAGGAUGUACACUCAGAGUUCAGACUACUGAGCAAACUCACAGAGCUCCUGAUGAAGCAGAAGCAGUACGAAGAGGCACUGCAAUACGCCACACUCGCUGUGCAGGUCAGCGCCACAACUGGUGUUCCUCUGAAUGAAAGAGCAUCCUUCCACCGUCUUGCAUCAGUGUACUUCUCUUUAGGGAAGUAUGAGAUGGCCGAGAACUAUUACCUGAAGUCUCUUUCGCUCUGCCCCAGUGCACUUGAACAUGCCAUUGAAAUUCGGUACUAUGUUAAAGUGUACUGCAGACUGGCUGAUCUGACCCUAUACAGAUUAAAGGAUGCGUUCGAUGCCAUGGGCUACUUCCACUUAGCCCUGGCGUCAGCUCUGGAAGACAAAGAGAGCCUAAGCACACUGUACAUAAUCUACAUGAAGCUUGCAGAGAUCCAUGCCAACUACAUACCCGAUGCCGACCUGAGUAAAAGCUACAUGGAAAGAGCGCAGAGUUUAAGGAAGGAACUAGCAGGAUACACAGACUCCAGUGACACAGAAGAAGCACACCAUCAGGACCCAGCUGAGGCAGAACCUGACACUCACACCAAAGACCAGUCAGACUCCAGCAGUGGCACUAGUACUCUAACCGAGUCCAGCAUGACCAACAGCAGCCUCACAAUCAAUGCAGAGUCUGAGCACAUACUCUCUAACGGAGCCCAGAAAGCUGACCCGAAUACUAACGCAUCUGAGGAAACGGACGCAGGGCCUCCUGAACAAACCGAUCCAGAGACUAGCAGUCUGAAGGAAGCUUGAUCGUUGUAUUGUGAAUCAGACCCAAAUUUACUUAUUUUAAGACCAGCGAUAAGACUUUUUCUUUUCCUUUUGUCAAAUGUUUUGUCAAAAUUCUAUAAUAUAUUUUCUAUUAGAGUUCCAAAGUGAAUUUAAAGAUACUGCAUAAUUGUAAAUGAAUUUUUAUAUUUGUAAAUAUGAUUGUUUUUUGUUUGUUUGUUUGUUCCUUUUUUUUUUUUUUUUUUUUUAUCUGUCUACCCUCCCUAAGGGCUCUUAAAACGUUUACUUAAUUAAAACUUAAGAAAUUCUGUUAACAUCCAUGGCCAAAAUACUGAUUCUAUGGCAUGUGCAUGAUCACAAAAAGUUUUAAUCUUACCUCGAACGGACUUGCUUGAUUAUCAGUUAGGCCCACAGCCUGUAUGUAUUUAUGUAUGCAUUUUAAUGAAGUCAGAGUUAUCUUGGCACUUGAAACAAACUUCUUAAACGUCAAACCUAACCAUUAAACAUCAUCUUAACUUUAAACACAGACGGCCUCUCCGGAUAGGCCUCAUUCAUUCGUACACUCAUUCAUUAACCACUUAUAGAUCGUAAGCCUGAAAUGCCCAUAAAAGAGUUUUCAUGAAGAGCUUAUACAUGAGUCAGAAAGAUAUGUACUGUAUGGUUACGCAUCUUUUGACUCUAUCGGUUGUAUCGUCUUAAAACUCAGCUGUUGAAGCGUACACUCAAUAAAUAAUUGUGUUGUACUAGCAUUAUCCUCCACUAGAGGGAAACAUUGGCUAUGUAAUUCAUUGCACUUCCGUGAUUAGGCUGACAAAAAGCUGGAUUUUAUUGAUUAAAGUAACGUCCUUAAUUUGAAUAUAUUAAAAUGUGACGUUCUUUUGAAAUAUUUUCUCUGGAUACAUGUCUAAAUCGAUCAUCAUUUAGUAAUGUUGUUAAUGACAUAGAUGAUUAUAAUAAACCUUUCUUCUGAACGCGGAAGUUCCACGUGAUUCAAACCGGAAGUCAGCUUCAUCGUGAGUGAGUGUUAUAAUUAAUUAACUUUAAUUUUUUUUAUUGACUUUGUUUUCUUAAGAGGCAUCUCUCUCUCUCUCUCUCUCUCUCUCUCUCUCUCUCUCUCUCUCUCUCUCUCUCUCUCUCUCUCUCUCUCUCUCUCUCUCUCUCUCGAACAAAGAAUAUCACAGGCCCUCUUACCCUGCUGUGUUAAAGCUUCUUUUUUAUUUUAAUAUGAAUUUUAAUAUUUAAACUGUCUUUUCACUGCAUGUGUUAUUUCUGAUGCUGUACUGAUAUGGUUUUACAGUAGUGUUAAUUAUUAUUGUGUGCACAUCUUGGGAAAAAUAUGGUCUUUUAAGCCUUUUAUGCGUUACAUAUUCAAAUGAAAGUCCUAAUGAUGAUUUUUGGCAUUCAAAAGAUACACAACUGUCAUUUAUAAAAUGUCAUUUUAAAGGACCUGACACUUCACUGUACUUAAUCAUUUAAGCUUCAUUGGUCCUAAAUUGCACUGAAACCUAAUUACCUUAGAAAUUAUUUAUCCAAGGGACAUUCGUAAAGUUACAAAUGAAACAUCCCAUUUUGCCUCAUUUAAUUAAAGCCAUCCUUUUCAGUAUAUCUCAUAAUGAGUACGUGGCUAACUCACCCUGGUAAAUAUCAUGUUUUCAUAAUUUUAGCCAACAAAUAAUGUAUUCCAGGCACAGAGAGAGGGCUAAAAGCUUUCUGAAGGGACUUGGUUAAAAAGUGCUUUUCAUCAGGCUUCAAAUUAAUAGGAACAUUAAGUUCUUAAUGAAUUUCUGCGCUUUCUGCCACUGUAAUGCAGUGUAAGGUCCAACUCCCACACCAUCCGAGCUUUGAAACCAGAAUGCAGGUCGUUCGUUCUCAAACACCUCCAAUUAUCAGCACUCACUGCGCUAUAUGAAAACUUUCUCUCAGUAAUUGUUUUAGUGGAUGGGAGUCAUUUCGACCUGGCACAUACAACAUGCAGAGUGAAUUGGAUACCCAGCUGAGUAAAAGGCUGAAUUGCAACCAAGCUAGUGCUGUGUACCGGCUCCAAGUGCCUGCAUCAAUCAUGCAUACUGCAGCUGAAUAUUCACUAUUCACGAAAUUAUGUGAAAAAAGACUUUAUGCUACAUUUUAUUACUUUUUUUUACAUUAUGCAUAUCAAGAUUUGCAUGUGAAAUAUAAUUUGUCUCAUGAUCCUUUAGAAGUCAUUCUAAUAUGCCUUUUCUGUGCUUUGUUAUUAGUGAUACACAGUUAUGGUUCUGAUUGUUGAAAAUUGUUUUGCUGCUUAGUAUUUGUCUGUAAAAACUUAUAUUUGGUGUAAAGUAUUAUCCGUUGUUACUUUCUUUUUUUACUGUAUUUUGGAUUAAAUAAUUGCAGCUUUGGUGA